Messenger RNA from Daphnia pulex (common water flea), 1591 nucleotides. RefSeq lists its product as uncharacterized. Bases 138 to 1412 code for a protein of 424 amino acids. The transcript has 4 exons. NCBI's taxonomy places the organism in Eukaryota, Metazoa, Arthropoda, Branchiopoda, Diplostraca, Daphniidae. The record is from RefSeq and is a predicted model, not a curated record.
CAGACUAAAUUUGAAAAAGGCAACUCGCCAUAAGAUUGUUUACACGGCGGGAACUGAACGUGAGGGAAUUGUGUUGAAUUGUAUAUCUUCAAGUCACGACAAAAUAUUUUCUUGCUGGUGAUUGUGUUAGUCUUUUGAUGGAUGAUCUGAAUGAAGAAUUAGUCGGGGGUGAGGAGGCUUCCUGUCAAGGAGAUGAAGCCGAAGAUGACGAUGUUGAUAUAUAUCAAGAUUUGCCAGAAGAAGACGAGACAAUGGUCAAAGAAUCUGAUGCCAAUUUUAACGUCAUUGAGAGAUUCAAUAAGCUGCUGGAGCCCAAAAAUCGGAAAGACGACGAUUUUUAUGAAGAAAAUCUCUCAGAAGAAGAUGUUGAUUUGUAUGAUGACCUAAAUACCUUUGAGAAACAGUUAGCUGCCGAAGAGCUCCAAGCCAAAGUUGAAAUACUUGAACAAAAAUGUUCAACUUUGGACAGCAAGAAUGCUGAGUUAAAAGCUGAGCUUGACAAAGUAAACAAAAAGAACCUGGCUCUGACACGUAACAUUUCCUCCAUCUAUAAAACUGCCAAAGCUGAACUGAAGAGGAAGGAUCGCCAACUGAAAGAUCUUCAAAGAGAGCAUGACACACUUAUUUUCCGUAGAGGUGCAGCAAACAAUAGAAUGCCUCCACACAACAGUAACACUCCACCGACAAAUACUAAUCCUCUCCCUGCCAAUAGUAGUAUUCUUCCUACAAAAACUAGCAUGCUCAAUCCAGAGUACAUGGCCAACCCUAGUCAGAAUCCUGCAGCCAUUCCAAGUUUCCAUGAAUUCAAGAGAGAUACCGUCCUGGGUAAUCUUGUCACAAUUGAAAAUGAGACAGAAUGCACCUUUAAAAUGGGACCUAUAACACUUUCUUUCGCAUCAGAAAGUUCAGAUUUCCGGAAAAGGCGUUUAGAGCGCCUUGGAAAUGUGGCCCAUGGUAAAGGAAUUGCUAGGCCCGAUCCGAAAUCUUCAAAAGAAAGAGUGAAUGGCGAACCAUCGUCGGAACAGCAGCCUGGGAGCAGCCAAGUCUUGCCAGAGUUGCUCGUGGAACGAGCCAACUUACUCAAACAGCUUUCCAACGCGAAUGAGAAUUUAGAGGAAGGCGAAUUCACUGAAGAACCGACAGCAGAAACAGAAAGACAACCACAACAAGAAUCUCGUGACAUGUCCCGACGAAAAAACGUUACCCAUUCUCGUGGAAGAUCCCGUUCCAGAUCCCGCAGUCCCAUCGAUGGCCAAAGAAAAAGGAGCGUAAGUGAUGAUAGACUCGAUUCACGAAAUUCCAGGUCUCACGACCGAAGACCUCCCAAACGUUCGCAGCGAUCACCAGCCAAAUCUUCGCGGUAUCGAAACUCGGGGAAUUCCCACUUCAAUUCCCGUUCCAAUCGACGCUGAAACGAAGAUCUAGAGAAAGACCAUUUUCUUUUCUUUUUUUAAUUACUAUAAAUUGACUCGGGAUUGAAUCAAAAUUGUCUAGUGUAACCUUUCGAGCUGUGCAAGUAUUUCAUUCGUAUACCUUUUAUUUUCUCAUCGAUGUAAUCAUUGGAAAGAAAAUACAAAGUUUAAAACAGAAA